AUGGAGCUAGAGGAGCCGAGUGUGAGCAUCCGAACCCCGGGGGAGAACCCUCCAGAGCACCCCGCAGAAGAUUCCCCCGAGGCGGACAGACGUGGCUUCCGCUCCGAUAGCAGCAGUGGAGAUGACUCCCUGGACGGCUCCCCCCAGCCUCCUCUCUCCCCCUCCACACCUCGACUCUCUCCUCGUAAACGCUCUCGCGCUCAGGGCCCCGCGGAGCCGCCGCUGCUGCGCACAGAUAAGCGCACCAUCUACACGGCAGGGCGUCCCCCAUGGUACAAUGUGAGUGGGACAAGCUUCAAGGAGGCCUUCGUCAUCGGUCUGUGUGGAGGAAGUGCUUCAGGUAAAACCACUGUGGCCAAUCGCAUCAUCGAGGCUCUGGACGUGCCCUGGGUCGUUCUGCUGUCUAUGGACUCAUUCUACAAGGUGCUGAACCCAGAGGAGCAGACGUUGGCUUCUAAAAAUGAGUAUAACUUUGAUCAUCCUGAUGCAUUUGACUUCGAGCUGCUGGUGUCCGUCCUGCGAAAGCUGAAGAAAGGGAAGAGCAUCAAAGUCCCGGUGUACGACUACAGCUGUCACUGUCGCCGCAAGGAGUGGAAAACGGUGUACGGAGCUAACGUGGUAAUUUUUGAGGGAAUCCUGGCGUUUGCAAACAAAGAGCUCCUGAAGCUGCUGGACAUGAAGGUGUUUGUGGACACAGAUUCGGAUAUCCGGCUCGUACGGAGGCUGAAGAGGGACAUUUGUCAGCGUGGCAGAGACAUCAACGGAAUCAUCAAACAGUACAACACCUUCGUGAAGCCGGCGUUUGAGCAGUACAUCGAGCCCACGGUGCAGCUGGCCGACAUCGUGGUGCCCAGAGGAGGGGAAAACUUUGUGGCGUUGGAUCUAAUCGUUCAACAUGUCCACAGUCAACUUGAAAAACGAGAGAUCACUGUCAGGUCGGCUCUGGCCUCGGCUCAUCAGGGACAGCCUCUGCCUCUGACCCUGAGCGUCCUGAACCCAAGUCCUCAGGUCCUGGGCAUGCACACCAUCAUCAGGAACAAAGAGACGAGUCGUGAUGAGUUCAUCUUUUAUUCCAAACGUCUGAUGAGACUCCUGAUCGAACAUGCACUGUCCUUCCUCCCACUGAAGUCUGUUUCUGUGGAGACGCCGCAGGGAGGAGUCUACGAAGGCAAACGACUCGGAGGAAAACAGAUCACUGGAGUGUCGAUCCUCAGAGCAGGAGAAACCAUGGAGCAGGCGCUGAGGGCCGUGUGCAAAGACAUCAGGCUGGGCAAGAUCCUUAUCCAGACCAACCACAGCACGGGAGAACCAGAGCUACAUUACCUGCGACUCCCUCGGGACAUCUCUGAGGACUAUGUGAUCCUCAUGGACUCCACUGUGUCGACUGGAGCCGCCGCCCUCAUGGCCAUCAGAGUCCUGCUGGACCAUGACGUGCCAGAGGACCAGAUCUUCCUCCUCUCUCUUCUCAUGGCAGAGACAGGAGUCCACUCGGUGGCGUACGCGUUCCCCAGAGUGAGAAUCAUCAGCACAGCAGUCGAUAAAGAGGUCAACGAGAGGUUCCACAUCGUCCCCGGGAUCGGGAACUUUGGCGACCGUUACUUUGGCACCGAUGCUCCUUCAGACGUGUGUGAGAGCGACGAGGCCAUGGACUGCUGA
Knipowitschia caucasica is the source of this 1656-nucleotide messenger RNA. The record is from the annotation of a GenBank genome assembly. Lineage: Eukaryota; Metazoa; Chordata; Actinopteri; Gobiiformes; Gobiidae.